GUUGGGAGAAGGAAGGCUGGGGGGGGUGGUGGAAAAAUAAAAGGAAAAGUCCCUGCACCAUGUAGACCCGCGCGCCCCGCGCCCUGGCACCCCGGCCGGCCGGGGACCACCCCCUCGCCCCCAGUCUGCGGCCAUGAACGCGAGCAACGAGGGCGAGAGCUUCCCGGGCUCGGUGCAAAUUCCAGGUGGCACAACCGUGCUGGUGGAGCUGACUCCCGACAUCCACAUCUGUGGCAUCUGCAAGCAGCACUUUAACAAUUUGGACGCCUUUGUGGCUCACAAGCAGAGUGGCUGCCAGCUGACCGGCACGUCUGGGGCGGCGCCCAGCACGGUCCAGUUUGUAUCGGAGGAAACGGUGCCUGCCACCCAGACUCAGACUGCCACUCGAACCAUCACCUCGGAGACCCAGACGAUCACAGUUUCAGCUCCAGAAUUUGUUUUUGAACAUGGCUAUCAAACUUAUCUGCCCACGGAAAGCAACGAAAACCAGACAGCCACUGUUAUCUCUCUCCCUGCCAAGUCGCGUGCCAAAAAGCCCACAGCCCCACCUGCUCAGAAGAGGCUCAACUGCUGCUAUCCAGGUUGCCAGUUCAAGACUGCCUAUGGUAUGAAGGACAUGGAACGUCAUUUAAAAAUCCACACUGGCGACAAGCCGCACAAGUGUGAAGUCUGCGGCAAGUGCUUCAGCCGGAAGGACAAGCUGAAGACCCACAUGCGCUGCCACACGGGCGUGAGGCCCUACAAGUGCAAGAGCUGCGACUACGCGGCCGCCGACAGCAGCAGCCUCAACAAGCACCUGCGCAUCCACUCGGACGAGCGGCCCUUCAAGUGCCAGCUCUGCCCCUACGCCAGCCGCAACUCCAGCCAGCUCACCGUGCACCUGCGCUCCCACACGGCUUCGGAACUAGAUAACGAUGUUCCCAAACCACCUUGUCCCUCCACUGACAGCAGUGAUGCCCAGAAAGCCCCUGUCGCGGCUCUUCCCUCCGAGUCGAAGGAACCAACAGCGACCCUUGGGGAGAGGACCUUCAACUGCUGCUACCCAGGUUGCCACUUCAAAACUGUUCAUGGCAUGAAAGAUCUGGACCGCCACCUAAGAAUCCACACGGGGGACAAGCCGCACAAGUGUGAGUUCUGCGACAAGUGCUUCAGCCGGAAGGACAACCUGGCUAUGCACAUGCGCUGCCACACCAGCGUGAAGCCCCACAAGUGCCACCUGUGCGACUACGCAGCCGUGGACAGCAGCAGCCUCAAGAAGCACCUGCGCAUCCACUCGGACGAGCGGCCCUACAAGUGCCAGCUCUGCCCCUACGCCAGCCGCAACUCCAGCCAGCUCACCGUGCACCUGCGCUCCCACACGGGGGACACCCCCUUCCAGUGCUGGCUCUGUAGCGCCAAGUUCAAAAUCAGCUCGGACUUGAAAAGGCACAUGAUCGUGCACUCGGGGGAGAAGCCUUUCAAGUGCGAGUUCUGCGACGUGCGCUGCACCAUGAAGGCGAACCUCAAGUCGCACAUCCGCAUCAAGCACACCUUCAAGUGCCUGCACUGCGCCUUCCAGGGCCGGGACCGGGCCGACCUGCUGGAGCACAGCCGGCUGCACCAGGCCGAGCACCCCGAGAAGUGCCCUGAGUGCAGCUACUCGUGUUCCAGCGCGGCCGCCCUGCGCGUGCACAGCCGCGUGCACUGCCCCGACAGGCCCUUUAAGUGCGACUUCUGCAGCUUCGACACCAAGCGGCCCAGCAGCCUAGCCAAGCACAUCGACAAGGCGCACCGGGACGAGGCCCGAACGGAGAACCGGGCCCCGCCGGGCCGGGAAGGGCCGCCCGUGGCCAAGAUCGUGACGCACAGGGCCUUCCGCUGCGAGACGUGCGGGGCGGCCUUCGUCAGGGACGACUCUCUGCGGUGCCACCGGAGGCAGCACAGCGACCACGCUGAGAACCAGAGCUCGGGCCUGGUCACCUUCCCGCCCGAGAGCGGCGCCCCCGGGCAGCUGGGCGCGCUGGUCUCCGUCGGGCAGCUCGAGGCGCCCCUGGAAUCCAGCCAGUGCCUCUAGCUGCCCCAGAGAGGGUGGCCAGCCGGCCGCAUCUCCGGACGCAACGCCGCUGCCCAGCCCUCAAGCCAGGCUGGACUCGCCCGCUCCGGGGACGCCUGCUUCCACCCUGAGGCCUGCAGAUGCCACGGCUGCGGUCACCGUGGGGUGAGGGCAGGCGCCGAGGCAGCCCUGGGGAGACACCUCCCCCAACCUCACCCCUUGUAUCUGUCUUCCCUCCAAACAUCGUCUAAGCAGGUUUCCUCGGUUCCAAGAUCGGAGGGUCCACUGAGCACUGCUCUAUCCGAUAGGGAUAGUUCCUUCACGAUGGAUUCCAGUUCUAAAACUGAUCCGCCCCUGAUGGGAUUAUGAAACAGACGAAUGAGACCACGUGGGAGACUACACUGAUCCGUAGAGCAGGUUAAGGGGAUGUCGGAGUAUGUGGAGGGUCAGGUGGCCGGGAGAGUUCCACUUCUUAACCUGGGUGGUGGUUUCUAAGAGUA
Messenger RNA from Budorcas taxicolor (takin), 2532 nucleotides. RefSeq names its product ZFP64 zinc finger protein (gene ZFP64). Gene Ontology annotation, biological process: regulation of gene expression. The transcript has 9 exons. The record is from RefSeq and is a predicted model, not a curated record. NCBI's taxonomy places the organism in Eukaryota, Metazoa, Chordata, Mammalia, Artiodactyla, Bovidae. Bases 134 to 2053 code for a protein of 639 amino acids. Gene Ontology annotation, cellular component: nucleus.